Eutrema salsugineum is the source of this 1161-nucleotide messenger RNA. Its product is annotated as myosin-binding protein 2. NCBI's taxonomy places the organism in Eukaryota, Viridiplantae, Streptophyta, Magnoliopsida, Brassicales, Brassicaceae. Bases 1 to 1161 code for a protein of 386 amino acids. The record is from RefSeq and is a predicted model, not a curated record. The transcript has 3 exons.
AUGACCGUUCAGGGAAUGAAGGGAAAGCGUUUUGCUACCCGAAGAUCAAGAAACGGUCUUAAGAACCGUAGGAGAGGCCUUGAAUCAAUUUCUUCAUCACAAGCUUUCGAUGAGACCGUAAAAGAUGGUGUAAGGACAGGAGAGAGGGUUAAUCUGUCUCAUUGGCCAGAACUUGAAAAAAAUGUGUUCUCCAAUUCAUCCGCAGAACUGUCUUUUGUCAGAAAUGCAGAGGAAAACUCUGUCAAGGAUUUAGAGGAAUCACUGAAAGAAGAGAGAGCUGCUCGAGCAGCGAUUUGUGUUGAGCUCGAUAAAGAGAGAAGCGCAGCAGCAUCAGCAGCGGAUGAAGCCAUGGCGAUGAUACAUAGGCUGCAAGAUGAGAAGGCGGCGAUAGAAAUGGAAGCGAUGCAGUUCCAGAGAGUGGUUGAAGAGAAAUCGACAUUUGAUGCUGAAGAGAUGGUCAUACUCAAAGACAUUUUGAUACGGCGUGAGAGGGAAAAGCAUUUCUUGGAGAAAGAAGUUGAAGCUUAUAGACAGCUACUCUUCGAGACAGACGAAUUGGAAUGUUCUUUAACAAGAGAGCAGAAUCUUCCUGAGAGUACCGAAAAGAAGGUGAAACCGGGAGGUAAGCAAAAUCAAGAUUCUCAAGAGAGAAGAGCUUUGCUUGUACAAGAAGUUGAUGGAACGGUUCUUGAUAUGCCUUAUAGAGAAGAAGGAAACAGAGAUCUGUAUAAAUCGGAUUCAGAAGUUGCGUACUCGCAUGUGCGUGAUGUUCAUAUGGUGAAGGACGAAACAGAGAACUUUGGUAAGAAGAAGAAGAAGAAGAAUCUAGAAGGUUUUUCCUUUAGCAAACCUGAAGAAUCAUUACAGGAAAAUAGUACCAUUGUCUCAGGGAUUGCUCGAAAGCUUCCUCCAUUAUGUCGUCCACGCAGGAAGUCGCUAAGCUCUUCGGGUUCAAGGAGAAAAUCGAUGUCUGCGGUUGAUUAUGAGAGGUUAAAGAUUGAGAAUGAAGUGGAAUUGUUGAGAGAAAGAUUAAAAGCUGUUCAAGAGGAAAGAGAGGAGCUUACCAGACGAGCAUCUUUGCCUUCUUUGUCAUCAAAGGUUAGGGUUACGUCAGAGAAGCGAGCUUGGAGAAGAUCUUCCAUGGACCUUCACUCUUCUUGA